This is a messenger RNA of Naumovozyma castellii, 1503 nucleotides long. It is a transcript of the gene RNQ1, whose product is annotated as prion domain-containing protein RNQ1. The transcript has a single exon. The record is from RefSeq and is a predicted model, not a curated record. The coding region runs from base 1 to 1503 and encodes 500 amino acids. Lineage: Eukaryota; Fungi; Ascomycota; Saccharomycetes; Saccharomycetales; Saccharomycetaceae.
AUGGGUACAAAUAAACUACUCAAGAAAGCAGAGGCAAACAUUGCUAAGAAUGACUUCUCCGAGGCAAUUAAGAAUUUAGUAUCAGCAGCUAAUUCCAACCCGGAUGACACCCAAAUUGAAGCCAUCGAGUCGUUAAUUGAUCAAAUUACCGAUUUCGUUAUUAAUAGUAGUGCCGUGACAAAGUUUCAACCCACAGAUCUAACUGCAUUUACUAACACUCUACGUUCCAGUUGCAAUGGGUCUACUCAAGCUCAAUUAAACAAACUGAACAUCUUAUCUUCCAUCCUCGAACCACCGCCAGCCAGUGCAAGAGCCAUGAAUGACGCAGGCAGUAACAAUGGUGGGUUUCAUUUAAGAGGGCUCUUUGGAGGUAAUAAUCAAAAUUCUGGAUCUGGUUCAUGGACUUCCAAUUUUCUUUAUGGUCAAAAUGGUCAGAGCCAUAUCAAUUCCAUUGGGGCGCUGGCAUCUUUUUUACCUCUAGCUACAUCGUAUAUGGCCUCGGGGAAUAAUAAUAAUAAUCAACAAUAUCAAGCCCAAAUGGAGCAACAAAUGGGUCAGCAAGUUGGCCAACAAUUGCAACAGCAAUUGCAAUGGAAGAUGCAACAAAAACGUCAAGAUGAACAACAGUAUCAACAACAGAUGCAGCAACAAUACCAACAGCAGCAACAGUAUCAACAGCAAAUGCAACAGCAACAACAACAGGAACAACAACGUCAAGAAGAACAAAGAAGACAAGAAGAACAACGCAAAGAAGAGCAAAAGAGAAGAGAGGAAGAACAAAAGAGACAAGAAGAACAACGUAAAGAAGAACAAAAGAGGAGAGAAGAAGAACAAAAGAGACAAGAAGAACAACGUCAGCAAGAACAGAAAAGAAGAGAGGAAGAACAAAAGAGACAAGAAGAACAACGUCAGCAAGAACAGAAAAGGAGAGAAGAAGAACAGCGUCAACAAGAAGAACAACGUCAAAGAGAGCAAAAAGAGAGAGAAGAUAAGGAAAGAGAACAACAAUUGCAGAAGCAAAAGGAGGAAGAGGCCCAAAGAAACCAACAACCGAGUCAAACACCUUACGGUCAACCUGUUUAUUAUCUACAGGGAGCGUAUCCACCUCAAGUAGGGUAUCCACCUCAAGCGGGAUAUCCACAAGGAGUAUACCCUCAAGCAUCGUACCCACCAAAUCCACAAGUACCAUAUGGACAACCACAAUAUCCUCAGAUGCCUUACCAACCCUAUCCAUAUCAACAACCACCAUUUGCACCUGUCGGCUAUCAACCAUAUCCAUACCCACAACAACCUUACUUACAACCACAAGUGCCUGUGCAAGCUCAAGGGCAAGCACAAGCUCCACCUACCUAUACAGAAAGUAUAAGCGGGGGACAACAUAUGCCUGAUCAUAAGAAUGCAGCAGCGUCCUCUUCUUCAUCACCACCUUUCAUCCCUCCAAAUUCAAAUGCUGCUCCUAUCUACCCCCCACAACCACCUAAUUUCCAGGGUCCUCAACACUAA